AUGCAUCCUAUUUUUUGUUUACCUGAGAUUUUUGAUAUCAUGAUAAGAAUAGUAUUUUUGGAUAUAUUUCAAGAUAAUGUUAAUUAUUUGUCAUAUGCAAAGAAAAAGAAAGCAAUAAAAACACAUAUAAAAUCAUUGUUAUGUAUAAACAAAUAUUUUUAUAAUGUUAUUCGAGAAUACAAUUAUUAUUUUAUUUUCAAAUUCACAAUAAAAGAAAAUAUUAAAAGAGAAGUAAGACAAGAGAUUACUGAAGCAGUAAAAUUAACAUUAGAUGAAAUAUAUACAAUGAAAAAUUUUAACACAUUUAAAAAAUAUAAACGAGAUAAUGGUUUAAUUACUGAAUAUUCAAGAUAUUGUGCUAUGUAUUAUUAUACUUUAUAUUUAGAAAAAGGUUUUGAAGAUAAAAAGAAUAGUAGAAGUAUUUUAAAGUGGUAUCGAUUAUGUGCAUUAUAUGGUAGGGUACCAGAGUAUAAACAAUUUCUUAAGAAGUGUAAAGAAUACAAAGAAGAAAUUAUUGAUUUUUGUAAAAAACAAAAAGAUCUAAAAAUCGAAGAAGAUAUGGAUGAUGAUGGAAUAAACAUGAUUAAUGAAUUAGUUAUUAUGAUUGUUUCGUACCUUUAUGAUAUGGAUAUAUCAUUGUUCAAUUGUAUCAUGGUUUCAAGAACAUGGGCAAGAAUUGCGAUCCCAAUACUUUGGCAAGAUCCACUGGGGUAUUGCCAUAGACACUAUGAAGCAAUAGGAUCUUAUUAUAAAAAUCUUAAAAAUGUUGAUUCUUUAAAAAGGAUUAUAUAUUAUAAUCUGAAUGACAAAGAACAAAUAAUAUUACAAAAAUAUUUUCCAGAUAAAACAUAUUCAAAUACACUCUUUAAUUAUCUAAGUUAUGUGAAAUUAAUCGAUACAAAAUCUAUCGUAUCAUUGAUUAAUAAAAAAGUCAUCAAAACCAUUACACAUUUAUUUUUAAGAAAAUCUAAUAUAAUCAAAAUUAUUAAUAUCGCACAUAUUUAUUUUUCAGAUUUGGAUUUAAACAAAUUUGAUAAUAUUGAUAAUUUGAAAAUUUUAAAUUUGUCUCAUAUAAAUUUUACUUUUGAUUAUUCGAUAUUGUUCAAGAAAGUUCUGAAAAUAAUACGACUUGAUUUAAAUUGGGUAGUUUAUGAUGAAAAUUUAUAUAAGAAUAUUACUAUAUUACAAAAUCUUAGAUAUCUCACAUUGAAAGAUUCUGUAUAUGAUAUUGAUGAAAUUUUAUUUAUUAUAAAAAAUAUGAAAAAAAUUAUUUGUUUAAACGUGAUUAUUUCUGAAUAUUAUUCUAGAUAUAAAAAUAGUAUGCAAAUUAAAAUUGAAAAGGAUAAAAUAAACAAGAUAAAUGAAGAGUUUAAGAAACAUAAAAGUUUGAAAACUAUGAUAUUUAAGGUAGAAUCUGAAAAUAUUUAUUUAGAAUUGAGCAAAUCUCAA
This is a messenger RNA of Cetraspora pellucida, 1449 nucleotides long. The record is from the annotation of a GenBank genome assembly. Lineage: Eukaryota; Fungi; Glomeromycota; Glomeromycetes; Diversisporales; Gigasporaceae.